AUGGCUACACCGCCAAACUUUGAGACUUCGCUCAAUAAUGCAAAGCACCAAUUAAACAUUAACUUUGAGCUAAAGGAUCAGCAGCUUUCAACAUUGAGACAUCUUUACGAAGGGAAUGACUGUAUAGCUGUUUUGCCUACGGGAUAUGGCAAAAGUGCUGUAUUUCAACUUUUACCAUGGCUGCUGCAAAAGGACCUGUCAGUUCCAGGGAUGGUCAUCGUUGUGUGUCCACUUAAUUCCUUGAUGCAGGACCAGGUCAUGUCAUUGUGUGACCGAGGGAUCAAAGCCUGUUUCCUUAAUUCACAAGAUACUGCUGGCAAGACAUACAAGAUGAUCUCACGCCAGAUUGAUGUGGAGACGCUAGAAGAAGAGGAGGACAAUGAUCAAGACGAAGUUGAUGCAACUGAAAAUGACAUUCAUGCACCAACUUAUGUCAAGAUGAAAGAACUGCAGCAGGGACAAUUCAACAUCAUCUAUGCUCAUCCAGAGACUCUUCUUAACAACAAGACAGUUGGACGUCUACUCAGAUCUCCACUUUUCCAAGAAAAAGUCUGUGCUGUUGUUGUUGAUGAAGUGCACAUGAUAUCCGAAUGUGAAUUCUUGGCAGUGGUUGAUAUUCAAACUCGUCUGCCAAAUAUCAGGAAACAAGAAAAAUUAGACAACCUAAUUCGACCACUUGCUGAAGACCUGUGCGAUCGGCUGGCUGAGUUCCCCUUUACAGUUGUUUACAUCAACAAUGAUGAGGAACUGGGAUAUUGCUAUCAGUACGUAGCAAGACAUCUAAAGGAAAAGGCAUACAUUCCUAAAGAAUCACCAAUUCCAGAAAACCGAAUUUUUGCUCAGUACCACAAGGUAUACACAGAUGAAAUGAAAACACACAUUGUGUCUGAACUGAGGAAAUACAAACCAAAAAUUAGCUUGGUGCUGGCCACUGUUGCCUUAGGCAUGGGUCUGAAUGCACCUAGCAUACGACGUGUAAUCCAUUUUCAACCCCCUACAACCCUUGUAAAGUAUUUCCAGGAAAUAGGUCGGGCAGAACGAGACGGCAAAAAGUCCAGUGCCCUACUAUUUUACAACAAGAAUGACAUUGCAAAGAAUCGUGAGGAUAUGUCAGAGGCAAUGAUCAAGUACUGCACAAACAGGACCACUUGCUUGAGGUUACAGCUUGUUUCAUAUUUUGGUUUCGAUUCAGUCAUGUUUUCGGAUAACCCAGCUGAUUGCUGCAUUAACUGCAGGACAACUAAGACAGGAAUGUGAAAUUUGUUAUUAUAUAACUUGACUGGGUGUUCUACUACACAAAACGGGUAUGGCCUCAGAAAUGUAAUGUAGAGGUACCUGCGGAUUCUGUAAAAAGGGGCUGCUUACACUAACCAUGCUGACAGUGAUGAAUCUACCUGUGAGUUCCAAGUAUUGUUCGCAACUAAAUUUAGAAGGGUGCAUUAUUAUACUUCGUCAGGCAUCCAAUGGAACACUUAUUUACUGAAUAAUUGCCUAGACAUAAUGGGAAGUGACUCAGGAUCUGAGAUAGAGGACUCGGUGGCUUAAAGUCCAUAGGACCCAGCAUGAAUAACUAUCGCUGAAUUUGUUCUAACUUAAAUAUAGUUAUCUUCAGCCCAUCAUUGUCAUUAUUUUGUGGUAUAGGCUUAUCAAACUUACUAUAUACAGAACCAAUCAUAUUACAAAUAAGUGUUUCAA
Haliotis rubra (blacklip abalone) is the source of this 1695-nucleotide messenger RNA. RefSeq names its product ATP-dependent DNA helicase RecQ-like. Lineage: Eukaryota; Metazoa; Mollusca; Gastropoda; Lepetellida; Haliotidae. Gene Ontology annotation, molecular function: nucleic acid binding; ATP binding; four-way junction helicase activity. Gene Ontology annotation, biological process: double-strand break repair via homologous recombination. Gene Ontology annotation, cellular component: chromosome; nucleus; cytoplasm. The transcript is spliced from 4 exons. The record is from RefSeq and is a predicted model, not a curated record. Bases 1 to 1257 code for a protein of 418 amino acids.